GUCACAAGCAACUACGACCUGUUUGCUGCUACGGGCUGCUUCCUUGCACGCGGUAAGGCAUGGCACGCAUUUUGCUCCAUGGAACUCUGCAAGCGUCGAUCUUAGAAGCAGAUUCUUUGCUGAACACACGUGAAAACCAGAGCAGCCGAAAGUCUUUUCUGAAGACCUGCACUCUAACUCGAGUAAAGGGAACCCUUUUCAAAAGAUUGUCAUGGAUCAGGAGAGCUUCUUUCUGCCGUCCCAAGGAACUCGUCCAACAAAUAGAAAGUUCUGAUAAAUUCGGCCCUGUGAGCGUCUACGCCACCAUCGACCUGGAGAAGGCCAGGGUCGGUCGCACCAGAGUGAUAACCGCCGACUCCGUCUUCGCCUGGAACGAGGCAUUCCAUCUCUACUGCGCGCACCUCGCCGCCGACAUUAUUUUCACAGUCAAGACCGACAAAGCCAUUGGGGCGUCCGUGAUUGGCCGGGCUUACCUACCUGUGAAGGAAGUGAUGCAUGGAGCGCCGGUGGACCGGUGGCUGUUGAUCUACGACGAUGACCGAAAUCCGGUGAAACAAGGAGCCAAACUGCACGUGAGAGUGCGGUACGUGGCCGUCGACAGAGAUCCGGUGCAAAACUGGGGAAGGGGGAUCGCCAACCUGUACCACCCAGGUGUGCCGCGCACCUUCUUCCCGCAGCGGCAGGGCUGUCGGAUGACGCUCUACCAGGACGCCCAUGUCCUAGACGGCUUCCUUCCUCGGAACUACGAGCCUCAGCGGUGCUGGGAGGAUAUCUUCGACGCCAUCGCCGGCGCACGACACUUCAUUUACAUCGCUGGUUGGUCGGUCUUCACCGAGAUCACUCUGGUGCGCGACCCCCAGCGGCCCAAGCCCGGUGGAGACGCCACCCUCGGCGACCUUCUGAAGGGGAAGGCCCGAGAUGGCGUGCGGGUGCUGAUGCUUGUGUGGAACGACCGGACCUCGGUGGGGCUCGGCCGGCUGAGGAAGGACGGCGUGAUGGCCACCCACGACCUGGACACCGCGAGCUACUUCCGGGACACGGGCGUGCAAUGCGUCCUCUGUCCUCGGAAUCCCGACGACGCCGCGAGCUAUGUUCAGGACUUCCAGACUGCCACCAUGUUUACGCAUCACCAGAAGACCCUGGUGGUGGACGCCGACAGCGGGCGGGAUGGGAAGCGGACGAUCCGCAGUUUCGUCGGAGGAAUCGACCUCUGCGACGGCAGGUACGACACGCAGCAGCACUCUUUGUUCCGGACUCUUGCCACGGCGCACCGCCUGGACUUCCACCAGCCGAACUUCCCGGGCGCGUCCAGGUCCAAGGGCGGCCCGAGAGAGCCCUGGCACGACAUCCAUUGUAGGCUCGAAGGCCCCGUGACCGUUGAUGUCUUGCACAACUUCGAGCAGAGAUGGAGAAAGCAGGGCGGGGCAGAGCAUCUGCUACUGCCGGACGUCGAACGCUUGGCGCCCGUUCGUGCUGUGGUCGACGACAAAGCUUGGAGCGUGCAACUUUUUCGCUCCAUCGACAGCAGCUCGGUCGACGGAUUCCCUUACACGCCAGUGGAAGCCGCCGCAGCAGGGCUCAUCACUGGCAAGGACCAUGUCAUAGAGCGUAGUAUCCAGGACGCAUACAUUCAUGCGAUUCGGCGAGCCAAAGACUUCAUCUACAUCGAGAACCAGUAUUUCCUCGGAAGCUCAUACGACUGGAGCGCCGCCGAUGGCAUCAAGGUCGAGGACAUCGGUGCGUUGCAUCUCAUCCCCAAGGAGAUCUCUCUCAAAGUGGUAAGCAUGAUCGAGGCUGGAAGACCGUUCGCGGCCUAUGUGGUGAUUCCGAUGUGGCCGGAAGGCGUCCCCGAGAGCGAGUCCGUGCAGGCUAUCUUGGAUUGGCAGCGACGGACGAUGGAGAUGAUGUACAAGGACAUCUCGCAGGCUCUCAGAGCCAAGGGUCUUGGAGCGAAUCCUGAUGAUCAUUUGGCCUUCUUCUGCUUGGGCAAUCGAGAAGUGAGGAGAAGGGAUGAGUACAUGCCGCCGGAGCAACCGGAGCCGAACUCUGAUUACAGCAGAGCACAGCAAGCAAGGCGAUUCAUGAUCUAUGUCCAUGCCAAGAUGAUGAUAGUCGAUGACGAGUACAUCAUCGUCGGAUCCGCUAACAUCAACCAGAGAUCAAUGGACGGGGCCAGAGACUCGGAGAUCGCGGUUGGCGCAUUCCAACCUGAACAUCUCGCAAAUGAGUGGCGCCCGGCCAUGGGGCAAGUCUACAGCUUUCGUAGGGCACUGUGGCACGAGCACCUGGGAGUGCAAUCUUUGCAGGAUGAUGUCUUCCAACGUCCUGGGAGCGUGGAGUGCGUGAGGAAGCUGAACACGGUCGCCAAACGAAACUGGGAUUUGUACGCGAGCGAGGAGCUAUCCGACGACCUCCCGGGCCAUCUUCUCAGAUACCCCGUCGGCGUCACCAGCUUCGGGAAGGUCACGGAGUUGCCGGGGUUGAAGUUCUUCCCGGAUACCAGAGCUCCUAUUCUCGGGAGAAGGUCGGAUUACCUUCCUUCCAUUCUCACCACUUGACAACUUCUAUGCAUCCGUGUCUGAUAGAAGUAGUCUAAUUUGAUUUAAUUUAAACAUGAACUGAUAGAUUAGCAAUGAUGGAUUAAGAAAACUUAGGAGAGAAAACUGGAGAAAAAACAACGUUAGAUGUGAA
Zingiber officinale is the source of this 2691-nucleotide messenger RNA. Its product is annotated as phospholipase D alpha 1-like. Lineage: Eukaryota; Viridiplantae; Streptophyta; Magnoliopsida; Zingiberales; Zingiberaceae. The record is from RefSeq and is a predicted model, not a curated record. The transcript is spliced from 5 exons. Gene Ontology annotation, molecular function: calcium ion binding; D-type glycerophospholipase activity. Gene Ontology annotation, biological process: phospholipid catabolic process; phosphatidylcholine metabolic process. Gene Ontology annotation, cellular component: plasma membrane. Bases 60 to 2558 code for a protein of 832 amino acids.